AUGCCGUGCUUUCUGCUGCGCGGAGCCAAGCAGCUGGCAAAGAAGCCGCCCGCCGGCGGCCCCUCCUACGACCCGCACGCCUUCUGCUACGCCUGGUACGGCAGCCCGCGCUUCGGGGGGACCCAGGGUCUUCUGGGAGGUCGGGGUGCAGAGAAAGCAGUUGCCCUUCACAUCCAGCCAUACAAAGGGCGCGGUGACCGCACCGUGCAUGAAAAUAUCAAAUACAUCAUGGACAAAUACGGAUCACACGCAGCUUUUUAUAUGUACACGACCAGCACCGGCAAGAGUCUCCCGCUGUUUUAUAUCUACGAUUCCUACUUGACACCAGCUGAAUCCUGGGCCAACCUUCUCAUGCCAUCGGGCUCCCACUCUCUCCGCGACACUGCUUACGACGCUGUGCUCAUAGCGCUGCUGGUGGAGGAGGGACACAAGCACGAUAUCCUCUCCGCAGGGUGCGAUGGCACGUACACAUACUUUGCGUCCAACAGCUUCUCUUUUGGCUCAUCCCACCAGAACUGGAAAGCAAUCAAAACUUUCUGCGACUCCAACAACCUGAUAUUCAUCCCCGGCGUUGGCCCAGGCUACGCUGACACCAGCAUUCGACUGAACAACCGCAACACUCGGAACAGAGUCAACGGGAAGUACUAUGAAACAGCUCUGCAGGCUGCUCUCAUGGUCAGGCCAGAGACCAUCUCCAUCACAUCCUUCAACGAAUGGCACGAAGGCACCCAGAUCGAGAAGGCUGUACGCAAGAAGACGCUGACACGCCUUUAUCUGGACUACCUUCCUCAUCAGCCGAGCACGUACCUGGAGCUGACUGGCAGGUGGGCAGAACAUUUCAGCAAAGAGAAGGAGCAGUGGCUGAUGUGACUUCAGGAUUUGCCUGACUCGGAAAAACAUCCUGCUGACAAAGCUGCAGCAGAGAGAAGCGCUUCAGAAAAAAGCACUCGAGGAGAUGCAGCCACAGAACCUUCAGCCUAACCAGGCCGCUGAGCGCAAGCAGCCAUCUGCAGACAUCCCAAGGACUGCGUAAGCCCCAGCUACGGACUCACAGGAGGAAGCGUUACAGGCAGCAGGAAAUCUGCAAGCAGCAGUCAAAUCUAAUUUUCUGCAGAUUUAGUACAGAUGACCCUUUCAGAACUCCUCUGGAAUUCACGAGGGGUGCUGGUUUGGGGGACAAAGAUCUGUUUUUUCUUACUGUGGGUAUGUUCUGUGAUGUUCGACACGGUUAGCUGGGUUCCAGCAUGCGUUUCACCGUACACCCUUGGCCCGCUGUCUGCAGUGAUCACAUAUGCCUCACUCCGCUAGCAACUCUGUCAGUGCAUUUCUCUAUCAGCUUACUGUAAAGAGGAGUAAAUAUUCCUUCAAAUUGUCUACUGCAGGUGAAACUAAGCCAUGCCGUUACCUACCCUCUACUUUAUCCAACCUCUCCUAUACCAAGAAGUUCUGCGGUGGGCAUUGUCACUGUGGUCCACUGUAUCCCAACAACUAAAGAUAAUUAGAGCUGGAACACUAGAGACUACUUACUACUACUACUGUGUGUGCUGGGAACCAAGGAAAUGCAAUGAUCUAUACUAAAAGCUCUUAACUGAUUGUUUUGUGUUCCAUGUUUUGAAAAUUUACAUCUGAAGUUGCUUUAUCCCCUUUAGAACCAAGGAAAAAAAAUAUUUGCAAAAAAAUGCAACUGAAAACACCAUUAAUUUGUGCUUUGAAAGAGG
Molecule: messenger RNA, 1718 nt
Organism: Pygoscelis adeliae (Adelie penguin)
Lineage: Eukaryota; Metazoa; Chordata; Aves; Sphenisciformes; Spheniscidae
Gene: MANEAL
Product: mannosidase, endo-alpha-like
Cellular component (GO): Golgi apparatus
Molecular function (GO): alpha-mannosidase activity
Source: RefSeq, a predicted model, not a curated record